CUUAGGAUCAAUAUCAGUGGGUCUGUCGCUUGCGGGAUCCAGAACCAAGUUGCCGGUGCGCUUGGAGGAUCGGAACAUCUGGUUAUGCUGUAUCCUUACAGUGUCUCGUCUGGAACGGUUGGGGACCCUGUGUUGUUUGUGUCGUCUAUUGAUUAUUCUGUUGACACUGUUGAAAAACGAUCAGCGUUUCCCGGACGAAAUACGCUGUGCGUGUGGUUGUGUUUCGAAUAUUGUAGCAAUGGCCACGACUCCUUUCCUGGCGCUGAGACUCCAGCUGGUGCUGCUGCUGGCGAGCCACGCCGUGCCAGUGCUGAGUGCCGAGUUCACCCAUGACCGGAAGAGAAUCGGCCCUCUGGAAUCCGUGCGAGCCGAGUACGGAUGCCUGAAAAAGUUCGAUGUGAGUGAGAAGACAAUCAUUCGGACACAGGACUCACAGGAUCUCGGGGCAAAGUUCCUCGAGGAGUCGGACGUGGGGAACAGGGAGGACUGCCUGUCGCUCUGCUGCAAGACUCAGCACUGCAAUGUGGCUGUCUUCGAGGAGAAGGAGUCGGGGUCGUGCUACUUGUUCGACUGCGGGCAGCCCGUCGAUAUCAAGUGCAAGUUCAAUACUCACAGCCAUUACACGUCCGCCGUGCUGAGGGUCAACAGGCACCAGCUGGAGCUGAGUCUCUGGUCAGAGCAGAGUCAGCAUGAAGCGGAACUGGCGAAUCUAAGGUCUUCGUCAGAGCUGGAGGAGUCCCUGCCAGUUCCAGGAACAAACCACGCAUCUCCAACGACGCACCCGACGCCGUCCUCCAAGCUCCCUACGACCACGACCACGACCGCCACCACCACGACCACGACCACAGAAAAGCCCACUCCUGCUCGUGAGUAGCUCGUACCGUCUCUCUUGUGAACUGCACACACUCGGCCGGGGAGUGCAGAUCGAAAGAGCAAUUUGUGUUAUGGUUUUAAGUCAUCCAAGGUAUGAGAGUCAAUGACGGAGCCUGUGUAACGUAAUUAGACCUGCAGUUAUGUUUGUCCGCAUGAACGAUGGAUAAAGAAUAAAAAAGAAAAGAAAAGAAAAAGAAAGAAAGAAAAAGAAAACAACUAGUAAGGGCGGGGUUAAUCUCGGCCUAGACUAUUAUGUAAUGGCAGCGAGAGGCUUACUUUCCGGUUUUGCUGGAAAAAAAUGUAAAACAGAUUUACAAGAGACAGCCGGAACGUUACAUUCCCGAGCGCCACGAAAGUUGUUUACUAAAUGGUCUUCCAAACCAACAAGUAUAACGUACGAGGAACUGUUUCGUUAUUUGGUUUCCUUGACAGCACAGAAGAUUCUCCGAAACUUAUGCGAAAGACCGUGCGUGUGUGUAUGUGUGUGUCGUGGAAUAUUUGCAGCGUUUACUGGGGCUUUUGCGAGGAUUUGUGCAAAGUUGAGGGAAAGUCCUCCGCUGCCUUGGGACACGACUGGGGAACGACUUGCCGCUUGAGCAGAUUCCCGAAUUCGCUUCAUCAUUGCGAGUGUUUUCUGCGCUGCCGGAAUGACUCACAUUCGCGACGAAAUGUUUCCAGUCGA
Molecule: messenger RNA, 1555 nt
Organism: Penaeus vannamei (Pacific white shrimp)
Lineage: Eukaryota; Metazoa; Arthropoda; Malacostraca; Decapoda; Penaeidae
Source: RefSeq, a predicted model, not a curated record